Molecule: messenger RNA, 2628 nt
Organism: Kalmanozyma brasiliensis GHG001
Lineage: Eukaryota; Fungi; Basidiomycota; Ustilaginomycetes; Ustilaginales
Product: Vacuolar fusion protein MON1
Exons: 1
Coding region: 1-2628 (875 amino acids)
Biological process (GO): vesicle-mediated transport; protein targeting to vacuole
Cellular component (GO): Mon1-Ccz1 complex; fungal-type vacuole membrane
Source: RefSeq, a predicted model, not a curated record
AUGCCCCAGGCACCAGCCCCGUCGAGCGCUGACAUUGAUGCUGCUACCGCUGCCGACCAUGCUCGAGCCUCUUCCAGCACGCCUCGCAAGACCAGCUCAAGUCGUCCUACGGCUCUCUUGACCAAAUCGUGGACCUCUGCGUCUGUUCUUCCGUCCGCAAGCUCAUCACGCAUCACAGUCGGCGCCAACACCAGCACAGCCGCCGACACAAGCUCUCCGCGCUCUCCUGCCUCGAACAGCAGCUCGUCUACGAGAGCUUCCACGCCGCUGCCCCAGAUCACCUUCAGCCCCUCCAAGCCGCAGCUGUCCACCCGGCAGACAUACGCAGAAGGGCAGUCGCUAGCAGGGCCAUCUGACGAGUCACGCAUUCGUAUUCCUUCCCGUCAAAGCUCGGACCGAAGCGGCUCUCCUGACGCCGAACUGGGCAGGGAUGGCGCAUUCAAUGAUGCUGCCGAGGACGAGCCCGAAGCGGUAGGCAUCACCGCCAGCUCGAGCAUCCACGCUCUUGACCUGCUUCAUCGAGUCAACGACAGGGCGGCAGCGGAUCGAGUCUCGCAGACUCAAACUCUUCGAUCUCGGCUGUCGCAACUAUCAAUCAGUCGGGGCUCGAACAAGUAUCGCAGCGAAAGCCAAGAGGCUUUAGGCAAGGCGCGCGCGCUACCACCGCAGUUUCUCGACCAGAAGCGAGCUGACGUGGCGAAUCAAGAAGACGCCGAAACCUCAUCACCUGUGAAAGUUCCAGCCGAACCGGCAGACGCACAAGAAGUGCCAAGCACGGCAAGUUUCAAUGCUGAUGAGCAGUACGCAGAUCGCAAAUACUACAUCCUCUCAUCGGCCGGCAAGCCGAUCUACAUCUCCCAUGCCUCGCUCUCACGUCGUAGGAGACGUCGGGAUCGCCGCCGGCGUCAGCAACAACCGGCCUCCGACGAGCCGGACUCGAAACAAUCCGACGCAGCAGACGCCACUGAGAGCGAUGAAGAGGACGAGAGCAGCACCACCCAAGUGGGCGUCAUGCAGGCGCUCAUAUCCAUCUUUGCCGACGAAGACUCGGACAAGCUGCGCUACGUUCGACAAGGCGAUCUGCUCAUCACCUUUCUCCUUCGCGCGCCGCUCUACCUCGUCUGCGUGUCCAACUGGAACGAGGAGCCGUCGACACUGCGGCAGCAUCUCGAAUACCUCUAUCUGCAGGUGAUCAGCCUGGUCUCAGCGAGCCAGCUGAACAGGCUGUUUGCUCGGAUGCCGAAUUUCGAUCUGCGCAGGCUGUUGGAGGGGACGGAAGGGAUCUUUGACUACCUGGUCAAUCAGCUCAACGCCAACGAGACUGAGGAUGACGAGCAAGAUCAGCAUGCCGCUGCGAUAGCGCGAGUGAGCACCGAUUGGGCAUCAUGUCAUCAAUGGUGGCUGCAGGCUCUGCAACCUAUCCGCAUCGCCGUGCCGACGCUACGCGACCACCUGACCGCCGCUCUGCAGCCGCCAGCAGCCGAAUCUGGAUCGUCAAUGCAACCACACCGACCCAAGGAUCUACUCUACAUCCUCCUCGUCGCCAACGGGAGGAUCGUAACUCUGCUUCGGCCGCGAAAGCACUCCGUGCAUCCGAUCGACCUGCUCCUGCUCACCAACACGGUGAUGGGCAGUCGAUCGAUCAAGCGAUCCGGGGGCUCCGAAGAGGCAGAGAUCUGGAUGCCCUUCAGCAUGCCCAAGUUCGCACCGCAAGGGUUCGUGCAUGCCUACGUCAAGUUCCUGGACCCAUCGAGCUGGGUGGGCGAGACAGAAGCGGCAAAGGAGGGAAAGAUGACCUCGUCCGAGCUGGCCGUCAUUGUCGUCACUGGCGACAAGGACGCUUUUCCGACCGUAUCGACGUGGAUCUCCUCCCUCGUCGCACGUCCGCCGACACCCGCACCGAGUGAUGCUGCCGAGACCGCUUCGAUCGGCUCCACCAUCUCUGCCGUCUCUUCUCGCAAGGUCAGCAACAAAUCGCGUUCCAUCUCGAGAACGUUGAAACCCUCCGAGGACGCGCCGGUGUGGAUGACCUCCUUCCAGCGGCACAUCCUGACAUUGUCGCAGCACCUCUCGGACCCGCUCAACGUGGAAGCUGGUUCUCCGCGCGUAUCCGCCUACACGUGUGCCGAACUUGGCCUGCCCGGUCUGCGACACUUCGUCUAUCGUAGCAACAGCACCAUCCAGCUCACCUCGCCCACGCUACCGGACCCGUACAGCACGAGCGCCGUCGACCGCAAACGGCUCUUCACACUCUACUCGUUGGUGCAUCACAACAUCCACCAUCCUGCGCCGCCGUCGACGCCCCAGACCAAAGUUUCGGGGUCCAACCCCACCACCCCCGCUGCCACCUCCGGAGGAGGAGGGGGAGGGGGAAUGCUGGACAGUCUCGGUCUGGGUUCGUCGCGAGAUCCAAGACCGUUGCUUACUGCCGAUCGCAGACUCAAAAUGCAACUCGUCAAGACACAGCACGAACAGGUGCUAGGGUGGAUCACCAGCCCCUUUGAGCUCUACCUUUGUGUCAACGCGCAACUUUCCAAAAGCGCGAUUGUCGCCGUGGCCAAUGGGUUGACGAAAUGGAUCAAAGCCAAUGAAAGGGAUCUGUUCUUGGUCAACGCGGGCAGUUUCUAG